Molecule: messenger RNA, 351 nt
Organism: Colletotrichum gloeosporioides
Lineage: Eukaryota; Fungi; Ascomycota; Sordariomycetes; Glomerellales; Glomerellaceae
Exons: 3
Coding region: 1-351 (116 amino acids)
Source: RefSeq, a predicted model, not a curated record
AUGCAGAUCUCCACGCUCGCCACUUUUGCGGUUCUUACCACCGUUGCUUUCGCCAAGCUCCACAGCGCGGCUGUCUGCGUCAAGAGCAGAACGUACGGCAGCACUGGUAACGGAACUCCUUACGGCAUCACCUAUGGCUCCUACAAGGACUAUGAGAUCGACACUACCGGCACCCAGUGCGCCUGUGGCUACUACAAGAACCGCAACACCGGCAAUAAGCAGUGGGACAAGUGCCCUGACUGCACUUUCGAUGGCCUUCAGUGCACCUCUGGCGGCUGGCAUAUUGGUGGUGACGAGAUGACCUACUACUGCGAGAAGAAGUGUGGCUCCCAGGGAGCUGAGGCGAACUAA